Sitophilus oryzae (rice weevil) is the source of this 1042-nucleotide messenger RNA. RefSeq names its product protein At-4/1-like. NCBI's taxonomy places the organism in Eukaryota, Metazoa, Arthropoda, Insecta, Coleoptera, Curculionidae. The coding region runs from base 74 to 1000 and encodes 308 amino acids. The transcript is spliced from 7 exons. The record is from RefSeq and is a predicted model, not a curated record.
AUUUGACAUUGCAGCCAUAUUGCACUUAAGUUGAAACAUCGUUAAUAGAACCUAUAACAGACCCUAACGAAACAUGGAGGACUUUCAAAAAGGAUAUAACGAGAAUAUUAGUUCUAAUAAAACAAGUCUUGUGGAGUUUGAAAUUAGUUUUAGGAAACUAAAGAAUGAGUUGUUUUUGAAACGGAAUGAAGCAUCAAAAUUGAAAACUGAAUUGAUAGAGGUAAAUGAAGAAAAGCACAAACUGAAAAUAUCUUUGGAUAAGUUGAAAAAGAAUUUUGAUGAGAAUAAAAUAACACUGGACCUGGUUAUGAAAAAAAUGCAAGAAUUCGAACCAAGAUAUUACGAAAAAAGAGAUGCCCUGAUUAAAUCUGAAUUGCAAUACAAAAUUGCUGUAACUGAAAUAGACGUGUUAAAGCAAGAUUUGCAAAAGAUUAGUUCUGAAACAUCACAACUAACAAGAAAACUAGAUAAUUUAGAAGAGAAACAAAAAUGUGAUGCAACAUACAAUGGAGACAUGUCAGCGAAGUUUGCCCAAAUUAAAAACCAAAUUAAUACAAUCAAAGCAGAGCUUGAAAACGCCACUAAAGACCAAUACAAAAUAACUGAGAUUAGCCGCAAGAUCGAUUUGUCUGAAGAAGCUGUUAAAAAAUGUAAAGAGUUAAAACUGAAAAAUAAAACUUUAAAGGAAGAGCUUGAGAAGUCUAAUGAAGAAAACGUUAAAUUAAAAGCACAAUGGGAAAAAUUUGAAGAUAUAUACCAGAAAAGUUUACUUAAAGAAGAAUUUAACUUACCCGCAAAAAUAUUUUUGAUUCAGUGUAAAAAGAUGAGUAGUUUUUAUACAGAAGCUAUAAAAAAUAGAAAUGAACUUUUGACCACAGCAAAUAAGUUACUAGAAGAAGAAAAACUAACGAACAAAAGACUUAUCGAAGAAAAUGAAAAACUGUUUGAAAAAUGUCGUACUUUAGAUGAAAAAUCAGAGAAAUUGUGUCUUAACCAAUAAUUAUAUUUACAUUUUAUAAAAGAAACUUAGAAAUAUGAUGAA